GGUGGAGCGCACGCGCACAGCGUCACUUCCGGGUUAGGGGGAGGCGUGCCGGUAAAAUCUGAAACACAACAACAGAAGGAACACACCUGUAUGUACUGUACUGUACUCACCUGAGCUUUCUUACAUCUUCCACCGCUACACACCAGGGAUCUCAGUAUGCCGUUCGACGUCAAAAGGUUCGACAUCUACAGGAAGAUACCCAAAGACCUGACACAGCCGACCUUAACUGGAGCUUUAGUGUCGAUCCUGAGCGGUAUGUUCAUCGUCUUCCUGCUGCUGUCUGAGUUCCAUGCCUUCAUCAUGUCCGACAUUAUGAGUGAGCUGUUUGUGGACAACUCUGGUGGUGGGGGAGGGCAGAUCUCAGUCUUCCUCAACAUAUCACUGCCCAGGCUCAAGUGUGAAGUGGUCGGACUGGACAUCCAGGACGAGAUGGGCAGACACGAGGUCGGCUUUGUGGAGGACACAGAAAAAGUACCCGUGAACAACGGACUGGGCUGCAGGUUUGAGGGCAGGUUCUGGAUCAAUAAGGUACCAGGGAACUUCCACAUGUCCACUCACUCUGCUCACGUCCAGCCAGCCAGUCCAGACAUGACACACGUCGUUCACGACCUCAGAUUCGGAGAGGACCUAGCGGCUUUCUUACCAGACCAUAUCAAAGGUAGCUUCAACCCACUGGAUGAAGUGGAGAGGUUACAUGCUAAUGCUCUGUCUUCGCAUGACUAUUUCUUGAAGAUCGUGCCUACCAUCUUCGAGAACAGAAGUGACAAGAAGUCCUUUGCCUUCCAGUACACCUAUGCCUACAAGGACUACAUCUCGUUUGGUCACGGCAAUCGCGUGAUGCCAGCCAUCUGGUUCCGGUAUGACCUGAGCCCCAUCACUGUCAAGUACACGGACAAGAGGAAGCCAUUCUACCACUUCAUCACCACGAUCUGUGCUGUGGUUGGCGGGACCUUCACAGUAGCAGGCAUCAUCGACUCAGUCAUCUUCACAGCAGCGGAGGUCUUCAAAAAGGCAGAACUCGGCAAACUGUCUUGAUGAAUCCUCGGCGACUAAUUUUUUUCUCUGCUAUGUGAUGUACAUUUUCUUCUGGUUUCAACACUUAAGAUUCUAACAUCUCAAGACACACCAUUAAAUUUUACAUCCCAUUCUGGACAAGAUUCGCGAAUUGAGAUUUAAGGAGGCAUGGGAUUUAUCCCGAUACACGAAUCCAGGUAUGAGAGGCUCAAAUCUGGCUACAAGGGGGGUGAUUUCAAUGGAUUGAAUCACGACCUAUCCUGUGCCUGCAUGAAUCCUGAUUUUCAAAUCCUGGUAUAAACACCGUCCUACAAUUUGGUAAACCGAGACGUAUAUGUAACGUCUUUUAACUUCUGACAUGUAACAAGGAGAGUACCUCUAUUCUUCAUUCCUAUUUCUGACAUUCCAACUUCUUUAGCUAUCCAUGUUGACAUCAGUUUACAAAACAUGUAAUUCAGUCUCAGCAUUGCUUUAGAAAAUUUUCAUGCAGGAGGUUGGGGGAGGGGUUGUGAUUAGACAAGUGAUGAUCUAAAUUGUCUGUACUGGAAAUAUAAGCAAUACAGGGUUGUACAUAAAUACCCUAUUGGGUUGCCGGAAAGAGCGGUCCAGAGGUCUAGUCUUCCAACUGCAUCUUUCAGUCAUACACUGUAGAUUUCAAGUUUCAAACACAAUUUUGACAGCUUUUUGAGCCUUGUUUGCAUGUUUCAGCUACUUUGAUUUUGGAGUGCAUUGAGAUUUAAGUCAACUUUCAAGCCAUAAAAUGCAAAGCAAAUUGUUGUAGGU
Molecule: messenger RNA, 1797 nt
Organism: Branchiostoma floridae (Florida lancelet)
Lineage: Eukaryota; Metazoa; Chordata; Leptocardii; Amphioxiformes; Branchiostomatidae
Product: endoplasmic reticulum-Golgi intermediate compartment protein 1-like
Exons: 10
Coding region: 157-1035 (292 amino acids)
Biological process (GO): endoplasmic reticulum to Golgi vesicle-mediated transport; retrograde vesicle-mediated transport, Golgi to endoplasmic reticulum
Cellular component (GO): COPII-coated ER to Golgi transport vesicle; endoplasmic reticulum membrane; Golgi membrane
Source: RefSeq, a predicted model, not a curated record